This is a messenger RNA of Drosophila rhopaloa, 2197 nucleotides long. RefSeq names its product nose resistant to fluoxetine protein 6-like. NCBI's taxonomy places the organism in Eukaryota, Metazoa, Arthropoda, Insecta, Diptera, Drosophilidae. The transcript is spliced from 9 exons. Gene Ontology annotation, molecular function: acyltransferase activity, transferring groups other than amino-acyl groups. The record is from RefSeq and is a predicted model, not a curated record. The coding region runs from base 6 to 2093 and encodes 695 amino acids.
CCAGCAUGGUCAACAUAUUCGGAGUAGUUUUCCUCUGUGGGCUGGCCCUAAUCAGUGCCACAAAAUAUAAAGAAGAUGGUGUCCUGCCGGAGUUCCAUCGUGUUGAGCAACUCAGAUCCUUGGGACUUGCGUUCGCUGGACACCUUCAGGAUGUUGAACUGGACGAGUUGAGUGUCCUGGACUCCCGGGUGCCAACUGCAGAGGAUCUUUUGUGCCUCAGCGAUAUGAAUGCGCUUAUGAACGGACUUCGAGUUGGUCAAUACUGGGCACUGAAAAUGAUCGAUUCUUGGGGUUCCAUCCCAUCGGGUCUGCUUAACGGCAACAUGUACGACCUGGGAAACUUCGACGAGUGUCUUAACAUCAGGAAAGAGGUCAGCCAGAGCAGGGCUAUCCAAGGAAAGUACUGUUUUCUCUCAGUGUCUGUCGGUGCAAUUCUUGGAGUCGAGAAGGGGAUCAUCGGAACCUUCAAAACUGCCACUUGUUUUCCGGCAUCCUGCUCGGCAGCUCACAUGAACACGUUUGUGGGUCAACUGAUGAAGCAGUUCCUCAACGCCAGUAUUCCCAGCUCAGUCAUGAGUAUCAGCGACAGCAGUUGCCAGACAAUUGAAAGUGAACCCUGGGAUGGACUCACCAUUUUUAUGAUAGUUUUCUUAUCGGCGAUGGGUGCCCUAGUAGCUUUGUUUACUCUGUGGGACUACUGUCUGGGUAAAAAUCAGGAUAGUCUACCAGUAAUAGUAAAGGUCUUUUCGGCACGUUCUAACUCUCGUGCUCUUUUCCGAGUUGUGGAUACCAAAUCAAAUCCGAAUGUCAUCGAAUGUCUUAAUGGAAUACGGUGCCUGUCUCUUAUUUGGGUGGUUUUCUGCCAUCAGUACGUAAUGUCUUUACUUUCGGCUAAUAUUAAUAUUUUCAAGGCUGUAUCGUGGGAGGAGACACCAUAUGCCAGUUUUAUUUUGCAUGGAUUUUUCUCAGUGGAUUCGUUUUUCGUGCUUGGCGGAAUAUUGGUGGCUUUGAUUCCGUUGAGAUUAAUGGAUAGAACCAAAGGAAAACUAAAUGUGCCACUGAUGUAUCUACAUCGAUUGAUCCGAAUUGUCCCGCUUUUGGCAAUUGCUAUUGUCAUCCAUAUGAAACUUAUGCCAAUUAUAACAGACGGACCUCUUUUUGCUAGCGGCUACUCACAAAAGGCAAUGUGUGAAAGAAGUUGGUAUUUCACUUUGCUUUUCGUGAAUAACUACACGGACGACAAGUGCCUUGGUCAUUCGUGGUAUCUGUCGGUCGACAUGCAGUUGUUCCUUCUCUCUCCACUCUUGCUUCUUGCUCUGUAUAAAUGGGGCAAGAAAGCGGCUGCUGGUAUAUUCGUCCUUAUAAUUUUACUUUCCGGAUGUCUGUUUGCCACCAUAAUGGUCAACGAAUACUCACUGAUUUUGAAGAACUUUACUCCCCUCGGUAUGAAGGAUAUGUACUAUGCUACGCAUACACACGCCACGCCUUGGCUGAUAGGUUUUCUCUUCGGCUACUUCCUGCACUUGAAUAGUGGUAAGAAGUUUCAGCUGAGCUGGGCUGCCGUUUGGUUGGGAUGGAUCCUUUGCCUGGCCAUGAUCUUCACCUCGAUCUUCGCCCUCUACCCGGCGGCCCAGUGGAGUGCUCCUAAAUUGUCCACCCUGGCGGAGUCUUCUUACUACACCCUCACUCGAGUGGGGUGGGCGAUGGCCCUCUGCUGGGUGAUCUUCGCCUGCAAGCAUGGAUACGGUGGACUGGCCAACAGCUUCCUCUCGUCCCCGCUGUGGCAGCCCCUCUCCAGGCUGUCCUACUCCGUCUACAUGUGGCACAUGUUCGUCCAGGAGGUGAACGCCAGAAGUAUGAGGACGAACUCCUACUUCUCGAAUUACAGAAUUAUGCUCAACUUCUGGUCGACCUUUGGAUUCACCGUGCUGUUUGCCUAUUUAAUGCAUUUACUCGUUGAGGCGCCUUUUGGUGGACUUGAUCGUUUUCUGGGGCCAAGUAGAAAAAGUCCUCCUGUUGUGAAACAGAAAUCAAAUAUUGAUAGUAACCUGGAAAAGAUUAAUGUUACAACUCCAACUUCUACUGCAUAUUAGGUACAAAAUUAAUGAGUGAUCUUAGUAGUUUAAGUAAUUUAUAAUAUAAAUCAGGGCUGAUUCAGGGACCAAGUAAUUUGUAUGACAAUUUGUUUUUGUAUGAA